Molecule: messenger RNA, 989 nt
Organism: Aegilops tauschii subsp. strangulata
Lineage: Eukaryota; Viridiplantae; Streptophyta; Magnoliopsida; Poales; Poaceae
Product: probable peroxygenase 5
Molecular function (GO): calcium ion binding; monooxygenase activity
Source: RefSeq, a predicted model, not a curated record
UACCAGCACCACCAGCACAAGCCACUCCCGCUUUCCUCUCCCCGCGCCACCUUGGCAUCAUCAUUACCGACAUAUCCAGCUGAUCUUCACCUCCCGCUUUCCCGCCCCUCGAUCGCCGGCCGGCCGAAACCAUCCGUCCAUCAAUGGGCUCCAAACCCGCGGGCGCGGCAGGGAGCCAGCAGCAGGUGAAGGAGGAGUCCAUGGCGGACUUGUACAGCGGCCACGAGCUGACGCCGCUGCAGAAGCACGCCGCCUUCUUCGACACGAACAGGGACGGCAUCAUCUACCCCUCCGAGACCUACCGAGGGCUACGCGCCAUCGGCUGCGGCGUCUUGGUGUCCGCCGCCGGCACCGUCUUCAUCAACGGCUUCCUCGCGUCCAAGACGGUACCGGCGAACGUGAAGCCUCCAGCUUUCAAGUUCCCCAUCUACGUGAAGACCAUUCAGCAGGGCAAGCAUGGGAGCGAUACAGACGUGUACGAUAUCCAGGGAAGGUUUGUUCCUGAAAAGUUUGAGGAGAUAUUCAAGAAGCAUGCCCACACUAGGCCUGAUGCCCUAACGGACAAAGAGCUGGGGGAGAUGCUUAAAGCAAACAGGGAUCCUAAAGAUUUCAGUGGACGGGUGGGUGCUUUCGUAGAGUGGAAACUUCUAUAUGCGCUGUGCAAAGACAAGGAGGGAUUUCUUCACAAGGAGACUGUCAAGGCGGUCUAUGAUGGCAGCGUCUUUGAGAAGUUGGAGCGAGAAAAGAAGGAAGCUAAGGAAUUUGCCAAGAAGAAAUGAUGAAAUGUCCUCCGAUGCCCAGUUAUUUGUGGUUUUGUGCAAUUAUCUGUAGAUUGGUGUGCUUGUGAGUUCCGUUCCCGAAAUUAUUGUUGUGGUCGUUUGGUUUCAUUUGUUUCUGGUUUCAUGCUUCCUGGAAUGAGGCUGGGAGCCUGAUUGUAAAUGUAUAGAAACUGCUUGCAAAUUGGAAAAAACCAUUCACAUUUGUUUUAA